Molecule: messenger RNA, 507 nt
Organism: Triticum turgidum subsp. durum (durum wheat)
Lineage: Eukaryota; Viridiplantae; Streptophyta; Magnoliopsida; Poales; Poaceae
Source: the annotation of a GenBank genome assembly
AUGGGCGGGCCUGUGCUCUGCUGCAUCCCUCUGCCCGCGUGCUUCUCCUCCACACACUGUCCCUCUCCUCUCCUCCUCCAUCUCCCGCGAGCUCCUCCCACCACAGCCGCGCCGGCGCCCCCAUGCUCCUCCCGGUGCGCCGCCCGCACGUGGCCCCGUCCCGCUCGGCCUCCCCACGGCACGUAUCCUCCUCCCUCGGGCCCCGAUCCAGACAGGUCGACCGGGCCCUCCGGGGCUCCACGGUGGCGCGGGCCAGCCCGGCGGCGGCGACGGACGCCUCUGCCUCCGCCGGCCUCGGCCGCCGCGCGGUCGUGGGUAUGGCGCUCGCCGUGUCCCUCUCCGCGCCCGCCUACUGCAGGGCGCCGCCCCCGUCGUCCGCGCUCACGGAGGAGAACCUGCUGUUCCUGGAGGCGUGGCGCGCGGUCGACCGCGCCUACUACGACAAGUCCUUCAACGGACAGAGCUGGUUCAGGUACCGCGAGCGCGCCCUCCGCGACGACCCCAUGA